AUGGCCGGUAAGCUUUUGUACACUGAGAUCUCUGUCCUUGCGACCCGAUCCACGGCAGAGGGCCAGGCAGCCACUGUUGUGAUCAUAUCGCAAGCCCCCGACCACAAGCUAAUUGCGCUAUCAGAUGAACCCCGACGCUCCGGCCGAGCCACCAAAGGCCAACACAAGAACCUCGAACUACCAGAAGGCCCCGGCAAGAAGGGCAAAGGCAAAAGCCCCAAGGACAAGAAUGCGAAAUCCUCCGCCGAACCCACCCCCGGUCCAAGUGAAGGUGAAGGAGAAGAUGAGGAGAUAAUCCGCUGCAUCUGUGGAGAAUAUGAAGAGGAAGAGGAUGUGGAGCGAGACAUGAUCUGUUGCGACCAGUGCUCAGCAUGGCAACACAACGACUGCAUGGGCCUGACCUUCCUGAAGGGCAAAGAACCGGACCAGUACUACUGUGAACAAUGCCGACCCGAAAACCACAAAGUUCUCCUGGAGAAGAUCAACGCCGGCGAACGACCAUGGGAGGAAGUCGCCGAACGGCGCCGCCAAGAGGCCGAGGAUAAGAAGUCCAAGCGCAAGAAGGGCAAGAAAGGAGCCCGCAAGGCGAGACCGAGUGAGAGCAGGACAGAUGCUAGCGCCUCGAUCCGAACAGCACCUUCCAUCACUCCUGGUCCCAUCGGCUCACCAGCCCACGCCGUGUCCGCCUCCGCGGAGCCAGAGAAGAAUGACCACGCCCAUGAUUCCCGGCGCUCCAGCACAAACAAGCGCAAACUUGAAGAGUCAGUCGAAGGUGAAAAUGGACCACAGAUCAAACAGCAACGGAUAUCCCCACAGUCAAUUCCGGCAGCUGUGCCCCAGGAAACUGGUGUGCAAAUCAAGACCGACGAUGCUGGCGAGACACCUGCUCUUCCAACCCUAGAGGAAUUGAAUCAUUCCCGCAGGGCUCUGGCCACGCCUCUCAUCAAAUUCUUUGUAGACCAGGUUGGCUUGGCCUUGAAGGCAGGCUCCCUGACCCUGCGCCCGGACCAGUCAUCUGAGGACUUGGGACGGCAGCUUGGCCUGUCUAUUGAAGAUGCAAUGUAUGAGACUCUCUGUCAACGAACGGGCGAGCCCAAUGACGCGUAUAAGUCACAAAUCCGGUCGAUUAUGUUCAAUUUAAAGAAGAACACUUCUUUACGGGACCGUUUACUCGUAGGCACGCUCUCCCCUAAGGCAUUGUCUCAAAUGUCAUCCGGGGAGAUGGCCAGUGAGGAACUACAGCAGAAAGACGCCGAGAUCAAACGCGAGGCCGAACGACAACACAUGAUUAUCCAAGAAAAAGGCCCCCGCAUUCGUCGCACGCAUAAGGGAGAGGAGCUGAUCGAGGACGAGAACCAUGGCGCAAAUGAGUCGGUCUUUUCCAGUGGGCCUCGUCGUGCCCCCGGCGAAGGCGAAGGUAGCCCCGCAGAAGGACGCCCGACAAGUCCUCAGGGGGCUCAGCAGGGCAAAGAAGACGGUUUCGCUCGAGCUCCUUCGCCAGGUGGCAAUCACCACGAAGACGUUUUCCCGGAACUUGCUCCCAACAUCCGCGAGCCUGUGCCACAAGGAAAGGUCCAAGCCGAUGCCGAGAUCGACCAGCUCCUGCGAGACGACGAGCCUGAGUCUCCACCUUACUCGCCAAAGGAUUUCCAGGACGAUGGGCUCAUUUGGCGUGGUAAGGUUACCAUGCCGCCCAUUGGAGAGUUCUCUUCCGCGGCUAAGCAUGUGGGAGGCGCCGACCUCAGUGGCCGGAUUCCAUGGAGCCAACUCGCUCCGUCAACAUUGUUUGUUGAUGGUCGCAUCGAUAUUAAACGAGCGACUGAGUACCUGUGUGGCCUCCAAUUUAGCAAAUCAACAGACGUCUCGGUGAUUGCAGUCACCAGCCCCGACCAGGGCGAACAGAAAGUUGGCUUCGACAAGAUGUUCGACUACUUCCACAGCCGAGGUCGUUACGGUGUGAUUGGCAAACAUCCCCUCUCUGCCGUAAAGGAUACAUACCUCGUCCCCAUGGAGGUUGGUACAACCGCUAUGCCUGAGUUCAUCGAGCUUUUGGAAAACAUCUCUCUGGAGGGACCCAUCACCGAACGCAUGUUUCUCACAAUAUUUGUCGUCAAGACCGGGGAAUCCACACCCCCAUCUGUGCAGCCACCCUCCCACCAGGCUAGCCAGGAACCACAGGUCUCCGCGAGCCCUCUGACAACCGUCGCCUCCACACCCCAACAGCCUCAAUUCAACUCCACAACGGCGCCCACGCCACCUCCCCAAUUCGCCGGAUACAAUUCCAACCCCGCCCAAGCCCAGCCUCCUAGCUCUUUGACCGGGCUUCCCGCUGCCAUACAGGUGCUCGGCGCCCAGAGUGAAGCACCGGCCAUUCAGCACUUGUUGCAGACCGCACCAAACGUGGACAUGAAUCAGCUCAAUCUGGUUCGUGACAUCCUGAUUCGCCAGCCCAGUGCUGCUAUCAACUACGACACAUUGAUGAAUGCCCUCUUCCAGACCCAGGCAAAUGGUGGCCAGGUCCCCCAGUAG
Molecule: messenger RNA, 2529 nt
Organism: Penicillium olsonii
Lineage: Eukaryota; Fungi; Ascomycota; Eurotiomycetes; Eurotiales; Aspergillaceae
Source: the annotation of a GenBank genome assembly